Acanthochromis polyacanthus (spiny chromis) is the source of this 1513-nucleotide messenger RNA. RefSeq names its product cilia- and flagella-associated protein 70-like. Gene Ontology annotation, cellular component: motile cilium; extracellular exosome. The coding region runs from base 3 to 1097 and encodes 364 amino acids. Gene Ontology annotation, biological process: cilium assembly; cilium movement. Lineage: Eukaryota; Metazoa; Chordata; Actinopteri; Pomacentridae. The record is from RefSeq and is a predicted model, not a curated record. The transcript has 9 exons. Gene Ontology annotation, molecular function: protein binding.
UUAUGAUGUGUGGAGUCCUGGCCGUGAUGUUUGAACACUACGAGGAGGCCCACACCUUCCUGGAGCUGGCCGCCAGCUUAGACCCUCCCAGUGUGGCGGCCUGGAUGCUGCUGGGUUUGCUGCACGAGGGUCAGAGUGAAUCCUUCCUGGCUGAGAGAGCUUUCCUGGAGGCCAGGAGAGUACUGAAGCAAAGCCAGAAACAAGACGAGAAGAAAUGCAAACAGGAGAAAGAUGAGGAGAAUAAAGAGGAGGCAGCUUCACCUGCACAAACUCCCACUGAGCACCAAGAGCCAGAGAUCGUUGACCAGGACUCAGAGAUGCACAAAGAGCCUCCAGCUCAGAGCUGCAGCUCCACACCGACUCCAGCCAAGCUCCCCUCUGCCGUUUACUGUGAGACGCUCCAGUUCCUGCUGCAGAACAACGCCCUGCAGAUGGCAGAACGUGCUCUGUCCCAGGAGCUGCUGUGUUCAGACGGAGGUCGUAGCGUUUCCUACCUGCUUCAUCUGACCGAGCUGCAGCUGCUCAGAGCAGACUACUGCAGUGCUGCUGCCAGCCUGCAGGAGGCGCUGCUUUGUGGAGAUCAGGAAGCAGCUGUGUGGAUUCUGAACGGCCACUGUCACUACCUGCAAGGUGCGUUCAGCGACGCCCAGCAGAGCUACGAGUGGAGCCUCACCUUCCUCCAGCAGCCUUCAGACGUCCACAUCGUCCUCCUCCGCCUGGGAUCCAUCUACCUCCUGAAGAAGGAGUUUGGAAAAGCCAAAGUUGUGUACCUGCAGGCCUGUGAACGGUCUCCAUCCUGCCUCACCUGGCUGGGCCUCGGCAUCGCCUGUUACCGGCUGCAGGAGCUGAGUUUAGCAGAAGAAGCUCUGACUGAAGCCAACCACCUGGACAACCAGAACCCAGAGGUUUGGGCUCACCUGUCUCUGCUCUGCCUCAGGACUAGAAGACCAGAAGAAGCAGAGCUGUUUCAUAAACAUGCUGUCAGGUUCAACCUGCAGAAUGAAUCUCUGCUUAAAGAGUUUGAUGAACUGAAGGACAGUUUUCGCUUCCAUCAUCUGGCGUCUUGUUUCCAAAGCAGCGGUGAAGCAGAGGUCUGAAUCCCACACACACACGUCAUUUUAAAGUAUUUUUUAUUGUAUUUUAAACAUCUUACAGACAGUGAAGAUGACAAACUCCUUAAACUCUGUUCAAAGUCGACAAAGCAACACACGGAUAUAAAACAUCUGGAAUAAAGACUUUAAAAACGAGAAGAGAGAGAGAAGGGCAUGUGGUGACUGACGUUUAUACAAAAACAUUCUCUCACUUUUUAGGUCAUUUUCACCAUUUAAAGAGCAGAAUUUGGCACAAUCCUCGCUGCACUGAAAGGAAACGUAUAGAAUAUGUUUUUGGCCUUUCAAAAUAAAAGCAUGUUUUUGCUCACAAAAUGUAUUUUACAGAUGAAUGUUAGCGUUUAUCAAAAUGUAAACGGCGUUAUGAUUGUAAGUUAACUGUACUAAAGAGGCCGCUUGUUAGA